UGGAGCGGAGCUUUAUUCCCAGGCUUGGCACCGACGCUGUCAUUAGCGCCGCCUGCUCCCGCGGGCCCGCGGACCCAGCUGUCAGGCAAGCCCAGCGGAGCAAAAUGAGAGCGCAGUGAGCCGGCCCAGCCUCUCUCCCAGCCGUCCGCGACGCCCACCAUGAACCACUUGGAGGGCUCCACGGAGGUGGAGGUGACCGACGAGGCGGCAGGCGGGGAGGUGAACGAGUCGGUGGAGGCCGACCUGGAGCGCCCCGAGGUGGAGGAGGAGCAGCAGCAGGCGCUGCAGCAGCCGCAGCCACACUAUGCGGGCCGCCACCCGCGCGGGCGCGCCGUCGUCCAGGACCCCCGCGCCCAGCAGCAGGAGGAGGAGGAGCGCGGAGACUGCCUGGCGCGCUCCGCCAGCACCGAGAGCGGCUUCCACAACCACACGGACACGGCCGAGGGCGACGUGAUCGCCGCGGCCCGCGACGGCUACGACGCCGAGGACGAGAGCGCCUACGCCGUGCAGUACCGGCCGGAGGCCGAGGAGUACACGGAGCAGGCGGAGGCCGAGCACGCCGAGGCCACGCACCGCCGGGCGCUGCCCAACCACCUGCACUUCCACUCGCUGGAGCACGAGGAGGCCAUGAACGCCGCCUACUCGGGCUACGUCUACACGCACCGGCUCUUCCACCGCGGUGAGGACGAGCCCUACGCCGAGCCCUACGCCGACUACGGCGGCCUCCAGGAGCACGUGUACGAGGAGAUCGGGGACGCGCCCGAGCUGGACGCGCGCGACGGGCUGCGGCUCUACGAGCAGGAGCGCGACGAGGCGGCCGCCUACCGGCAGGAGGCCCUGGGCGCGCGGCUGCACCACUACGAUGAGCGCUCCGACGGCGAGUCCGACAGCCCCGAGAAGGAGGCCGAGUUCGCGCCCUACCCGCGCAUGGACAGCUACGAGCAGGAGGAGGACAUCGACCAGAUCGUGGCCGAGGUCAAGCAGAGCAUGAGCUCGCAGAGCCUCGACAAGGCUGCCGAGGACAUGCCUGAGGCCGAGCAGGACCUGGAGCGCGCCCCCACCCCGGGCGGGGGCCGCCCCGACAGCCCCGGGCUGCAGGCGCCGGCCGGGCAGCAGCGGGCGGCGGGGCCGGCGGGCGGCGAGGCCGGGCAGCGGUACAGCAAGGAGAAGAGGGACGCCAUCUCGCUGGCCAUCAAGGACAUCAAGGAGGCCAUCGAGGAGGUGAAAACCAGGACCAUCCGUUCGCCUUACACCCCCGACGAGCCCAAAGAGCCCAUCUGGGUCAUGCGCCAGGACAUUAGCCCCACCAGGGACUGUGACGACCAGAGGCCCGCGGACGGAGACUCUCCGUCUCCGGGCAGUUCCUCACCCCUGGGUGCCGAGUCGUCGAGCACACCCCUUCAUCCCAGUGACCCUGCCGAAGCCUCCACAAACAAAGAGUCAAGAAAAAGCUUGGCUUCCUUCCCAACCUACGUUGAAGUUCCCGGACCUUGCGACCCUGAAGACUUGAUCGAUGGAAUCAUCUUUGCAGCCAGUUACCUCGGCUCAACCCAGCUGCUGUCAGACAAGACUCCCUCCAAAAACGUGCGCAUGAUGCAGGCCCAGGAAGCAGUAAGCAGGAUCAAGAUGGCCCAGAAAUUAGCCAAAAGCAGGAAGAAGGCUCCUGAGGGCGAGUCUCAGCCCAUGACCGAGGUGGAUCUCUUCAUCUCUACCCAGAGAAUCAAAGUGCUGAACGCCGACACACAGGAGACCAUGAUGGACCACCCUCUGAGGACCAUUUCCUACAUCGCGGACAUCGGGAACAUCGUCGUGCUGAUGGCCCGCCGGCGGGUGCCCCGCUCCAACUCCCAGGAGCACGUGGAGGCCUCCCACCCGUCCCAGGAUGGCAAAAGACAGUACAAGAUGAUCUGCCACGUCUUUGAGUCUGAGGACGCCCAGCUGAUUGCACAGUCCAUCGGGCAGGCAUUCAGUGUGGCGUACCAGGAGUUCCUCAGGGCCAAUGGCAUCAACCCUGAAGACCUCAGCCAGAAGGAGUACAGCGACCUGCUCAACACCCAGGACAUGUACAACGACGACCUGAUCCACUUCUCCAAGUCAGAAAACUGCAAAGACGUUUUCAUCGAGAAGCAGAAAGGAGAAAUCCUGGGUGUGGUGAUUGUGGAGUCCGGCUGGGGCUCCAUCCUGCCAACCGUGAUCAUAGCCAACAUGAUGCACGGGGGCCCCGCCGAGAAGUCAGGGAAGCUGAACAUCGGGGACCAGAUCAUGUCUAUCAACGGCACCAGCCUGGUGGGCCUGCCGCUCUCCACCUGCCAGAGCAUCAUUAAGGGCUUAAAGAACCAGUCCCGAGUGAAGCUGAACAUCGUGCGAUGUCCGCCGGUGACCACCGUGUUAAUCCGCAGACCGGACCUCCGCUACCAACUGGGUUUCAGCGUGCAGAACGGAAUCAUCUGCAGCCUCAUGCGAGGGGGAAUAGCUGAGCGUGGGGGCGUCCGCGUGGGACAUCGGAUCAUUGAGAUCAACGGGCAGAGCGUCGUGGCCACCCCCCACGAGAAGAUCGUCCACGUCCUCUCCAGUGCUGUGGGCGAGAUCCACAUGAAGACGAUGCCGGCCGCCAUGUACAGGCUGCUGACGGCCCAGGAGCAGCCGGUCUACAUCUGAGCGCGCCCGCCUCCGCGGCGGCCUGCAUGGAAGACUGUCCUCACCGUGGUUGUGUUUCUUGUGCCGCAUCCGUGUGUCCGCUGAGACUUCCCCUCCCACGCCGGGCAUUCGGUCUGCCACAGCGAGAGGAGACCCCGCCAGGACCUCUGGGCACUCUCUCUCCCUCUCUCUCUCUCCAGUCUGCAUUUUCUUUUAAUCCCAGGGAACUUUCCUUUGUGCUCCCGUGAGGACAGAGAACAGCGAGCGUCCACCUGGGUCCACCCGAAGACAUCCGGGGUUCCUGAGGUGGCCGUCACUGCCCAAGAGGGACCCGUCCUCCCUGGGAACAGUGAGGAGAGGCUGAGCCAGCAGUGCCUAAGACCCCGUCACUGAUCUCAGCUUGGCUGCCAUCCGUUUAUGGGAUGCGGCCCUAAGGGGGUUCGGGGAGGGGGGCAGCACAUACCCCUGAUGUCACGCACUGGCUGCCACCUAGGGGCACACCCCAGUGUUAUUUCCACCCAGGAUUUCUGAGCCAAUCGCAAACCUCUCCUGUCGCUAUUAUGUCUUUUCUAAUCUGGCCCAUCCCGCCCAAAGAUGAGAGAAAUUGCAGCCUUGGACGAAGCCACCAGGGUGUGGAGGAGAGUGGGGCCAUUUGUGGGGUGUCCCAAGCUUUGCCAGGUUGCCAGGAGAUGGCCAGCCAUUGGAUAAUCAUGGGCAGGUAGGAUCUGCCUGGUCUCCUCUACACAGGUAGCCCUCCCUUGCUGAGCGCCCUCCCCUCCUCCCACUCAUCCCCCCCUGACCAGCAGGGUCUCUGGGAGGGGGGGCCUUUCUGUUGCUCAGAGUGUCCUCCUGCUGGCCUCCCCUUGUCACUCCCGACACACCCACCCAACCCAGGAAGUCUGAGAGGGAGAAGUGGGUCCCUUGGAAGAAGAGAUCCUGGCCCUUGCAGGAGCAAGCUGCUGCUCUGUUCCGGACCACCAGGCGAGAUGUGAGCGUUGAAAGACCAGAACAGCACAUGCGCCACAAAAUUAAGGGCACAGUGGUGACCUCGGGCUAUGCCUCAGAAUCCCCAAAUAUGUCCCAGAAGCAUUGCCUGGCUGCCGUGGAAUCCGUGUGUUGUUUCUGGCUUCCGCUCACAUCUGCGCAGGGCUUUUAGUCCUCCUCGUAUUUGGAGCCAGUUCUCGCUUUUUCCUGGUCCAAAGAGCAUUCUGUGGUCCUGUGGGCUGUGUGCUUCAGUUUUGUUUUUCAUUCCUGACCUCAGUGGAGACAGGGGAAGAGAAAGGAGUAUAUUUUGUAGUAUUACCAGAGUCCCUGUUCUCUGCGCCCAGGGUUUGUACAUUGUGUCUGUAGAAACAGGAAUUCAGUAAGCAUCCGUGGGCUAGGAAGCAUUUAUAAAGGGAACAGAGGCAUUUCAGGGAGGGAAGACGGGAGUUAGCAAGAUUCGGCAGGACAGGGCUCUGUGGCUUGUCCUGCGUCAGGCUGCCUUCAGCGAUUCUUGCAUAGGAUCAGGGAAGCCCAGUGCUACAGAGGAAUGAGUAGCUCCGUGCCAGCACUGCCCUGAUGUCCUGUGUGGGAAGGGGCUGCUGUGCCUCCAGGGAGCCCUCCCGGUUGGAGCCAGGGGAGCCAGGAGUGGGGUGACCCAGGACCCUGACGCUGCUGGGAGACAGCCCGAAGCAGAGCCAGGUCUCAGUUUGCCUCUGGGGGAAUCAGGAAACAGCAGGGUGUCUGGUAAUGUUAGCUACUAAAGAGCCAUCAGGUCAGCCACCCCCACAACCCCCACCUCCGGCCAGAGAGGGGCAGUGGGCAGAAAGGAAGGGAGGGGACGGGGCAGGGGUGCCGCAAGCAUCAGGAGCCCUGUGCGCCCCGGCAGCCACUUGGAUGGAGUCGCGAGGCCCGCCCACCAUUGGUCAGGGACAGGAGCUGGCCAGCACGACCCUCUACAACCCCCUAGUAACUGAAGUAUUUCACCUCACAGAGAGAAGAGAGAAAAUAACUUCUAUUCCUAUUACACAGAAGUCCUGGUGACUGAGAGGUGCAGAGAGCGAGCACGCACCAGCUCUGUAAGCUGUGCUGGAGGACUAGCAUUUGCGCAUAGGGUUUGUGUGGGUAAGGGGCUC
This is a messenger RNA of Lepus europaeus (European hare), 4754 nucleotides long. It is a transcript of the gene APBA1, whose product is annotated as amyloid beta precursor protein binding family A member 1. Gene Ontology annotation, biological process: chemical synaptic transmission. NCBI's taxonomy places the organism in Eukaryota, Metazoa, Chordata, Mammalia, Lagomorpha, Leporidae. The record is from RefSeq and is a predicted model, not a curated record. Bases 160 to 2658 code for a protein of 832 amino acids. The transcript is spliced from 13 exons. Gene Ontology annotation, cellular component: plasma membrane; cytoplasm; dendritic spine. Gene Ontology annotation, molecular function: protein binding; amyloid-beta binding.